AUGUCGGCGCCAAAGCGAGCUAGUGAUCUUAGGCCAGAUGAUCAACUUUCUCCUCCCAACAAGUUAAAGCGGAAUGCGUUUGCAGAAGGAGCAAUAGUACGAAUCAAGUUAGAGAAUUUUCUGACAUUUGAAUCUGUGGAAUUUAACACAUCACCCUAUUUGAAUGUAAUCAUUGGUCCAAAUGGUACUGGGAAAUCAUCAAUCAUAUGUGCAAUUUGUCUUGGCCUUGCAGGAAAAACUAGUUGGCUUGGACGAGCAUCACAGCUGUCUGAAUUUAUUCAUUAUGGUAAACAGAAAGGAAGGAUUGAAUUAGAACUAUUCAACCCUGAUGGGGAAAAUUACAUCAUUCAACGUGAAAUCAACAAAAACAAUACAUCUUCAUGGUUUGUUAACGGCCGUCAAGCAGCUCAGAAAGUGAUUGAAGAAAUGACAGUACGUUUGAAUAUUCAAGUAGGCAACCUCUGUCAAUUUUUACCACAAGAAAAGGUAGCUGAUUUCUCUCGAAUGUCACCUCAAGAAUUAUUGGAAAGCACAGAAAAAGCUGUGGGUACACCUGAGAUGUAUGAAACACACAUGAUGCUGAAACAGGCCCGUGUUAAAGCACGAAACCUUGAAAAUAUUUAUAAAAAUUCUCUGGAACAUUUAAAUCAAGAAAAACAAAAAAAUGAUAAUUUACAACAAGAUGUCCGUAAUUUUGAAGAAAGACAAAAGUAUCUUGAACAAAUAAAAAUGCUACGAAUGAAGCGCCCAUGGCUGGAGUAUGAAGAACAACGUAAAAAGUAUACGGAAGUUAAGAAACAACGAGAUGAGAUGUCUCAAGCAAUGGCAAGUUUACGAGCAGAAGCUGCUCCUAUGCAAAAAAAGUUGGAUGCUAUUCAGAGCAAAAUUACACAAAUUAGCCAACAGAUGAAAACUACGAGUAGUUGCAUGUUGGAUACAGCACAGCAGGUUGCAACUAAUACAAAAGAGAUUGAAGCAGAAACAGAUAAAAUAACAGAAGCCCUUGAUGAUUUGAAAUACAAAAACAAGAAGAAGAACAAGGCAGAAAAAAGUAAAAUCCGAGAACUCAAGAGACAACUUGCUAUCUAUGAAAAUCAAUUGAUGACUUUAUCAGCUGAGGAAGAUAAUCAGCCAGCAAUAGAGAAUACAAAUUGUAACAUUCAGCAAUUAACUCAUCAACUGACCAAGCUGCACUCUGACAAGGCAGGCAUAAGUGAUGAGAUCAGAAUGAUCAAUGCUUCUUUAAAAGAACAUGUCCAGUCCCUCCAGCACCUUCAUGAUAUUGCUAACAUCCGGUUGCAGGCCUUGAGAGACCGGCAUAAAAAUACUUACAUGGCUGUUGUUUGGUUACGAGAGAAUAAACAUUUAUUUAAAAAUACAAUUCAUGAGCCUAUCAUGCUUCAGAUCAAUAUGAAGAACCCAUCUGAUGCCAAGUUUCUUGAAAAUCAUAUCUCUUUUAAUGAUAUGCGUUCAUUUGUAUUCCUUUCAAGGUUCAAAAGUUUUUAUCUAUUUUCUUUUCUCUCUUGUGUAGACAAGGUUCUCUUCUUGGUGACCAAACUCCUUUCUUUCUUCACUUAUUUUCCUCCUGUCUGCCUGGAAAUUGCGCCUUCCUUUUACAGCCGCUAG
This is a messenger RNA of Acanthosepion pharaonis, 1626 nucleotides long. The record is from the annotation of a GenBank genome assembly. Lineage: Eukaryota; Metazoa; Mollusca; Cephalopoda; Sepiida; Sepiidae.